This is a messenger RNA of Eriocheir sinensis (Chinese mitten crab), 2690 nucleotides long. Its product is annotated as zinc finger protein 99-like. Lineage: Eukaryota; Metazoa; Arthropoda; Malacostraca; Decapoda; Varunidae. The transcript has a single exon. The record is from RefSeq and is a predicted model, not a curated record. The coding region runs from base 1 to 1512 and encodes 503 amino acids. Gene Ontology annotation, cellular component: nucleus.
AUGAAAACCAUGAGUGCCAAGAGUGUGGGAAAAGACUCCCUGGGAAGGGUGAUGUCACCAAGCACACCCACACACUCUAGAGGAAGACCUCAUGAAUGCCAAGAGUGUGGCAAAAAGUUCACUCAGAAGGGUCACCUGAAAACACACACCCUUAUACACACUGGUGAAAGACCUCAUGAAUGCCAAGAGUGUGGCAAAAAGUUUAGUAAUAAGAGUGCCCUCAACAGACACACCCUUACACACACUGGUGAAAGACCUCAUAAAUGCCAAGAGUGUGGCAAAAAGUUUAGUCAUAAGAGGGCCCUCAACACACACACCCUUACACACACUGGUGAAAGACCUCAUGAAUGCCAAGAGUGUGGCAAAAAGUUCAGCCUGAAGAGUUACCUCAAAGCACACACCCUUACACACACUGGUGAAAGACCUCAUGAAUGCCAAGAUUGUGGCAAAAAGUUCAGCCAGAAGAGUGCCCUCAACACACACACCCUUACACACACUGAUGAAAGACCUCAUGAAUGCCAAGAGUGUGGCAAAAAGUUCAUUGCUAAGAGUGCCCUCAACACACACACCCUUACACACACUGGUGAAAGACCUCAUGAAUGCCAAGAGUGUGGCAAAAAGUUCAUUGCUAAGGGUGCCCUCAACAGACACACCCUUACACACACUGGUGAAAGACCUCAUGAAUGCCAAGAGUGUGGCAAAAAGUUUAGUCAUAAGAGGGCCCUCAACAUACACACCCUUACACACAUUGGUGAAAAACCUCAUGAAUGCCAAGAGUGUGGCAAAAAGUUCAUUGCUAAGGGUGCCCUCAACAGACACACCCUUACACACACUGGUGAAAGAGCUCAUGAAUGCCAAGUGUGUGGCAAAAAGCUUAGUGAUAAGAGUGCCCUCAACAAACACACCCUUACACACACUGGUGAAAGACCUCAUGAAUGCCAAGAGUGUGGCAAAAAGUUCAGCCUGAAGAGUGUCCUCAACAGACACACCCUUACACACACUGGUGAAAGACCUCAUGAAUGCCAAGUGUGUGGCAAAAAGCUUAGUGAUAAGAGUGCCCUCAACAAACACACCCUUACACACACUGGUGAAAGACCUCAUGAAUGCCAAGAGUGUGGCAAAAAGUUCAGCCUGAAGCGUACCCUCAACAGACACACCCUUACACACACUGGUGAAAGACCUCAUGAAUGCCAAGUGUGUGGCAAUAUGUUCAGCCAGAAGGGUCACCUCAAUACACACACCCUUACACACACUGGUGAAAGACCUCAUGAAUGCCAAGAGUGUGGCAAAAAGUUCAGCCAGAAGAGUGCCCUCAACACACACACCCUUACACACACUGGUGAAAGACCACAUGAAUGCCAAGAGUGUUGCAGCAGCUUUUUUACUAAGUCUGAUUUGAACAAGCACAUCGUCAGACACUCUGACUUGAGAAAGUUCAAGUGUGAUGUUUGUAAGAAACAUUUCAAGACCAAGCCGAGUAUUGCCCACCACAUGAAAAUCCACUUCCCCUGAGGUUAUAUGUUAUGCAUGUGUGUGUGUGUCCACCACCUAUUAUUAUUAUUAUUAUUAUUACUAUGUGUAAACAGACAUACAGAUGUACAGUUGCGCUACUAAGUGUUGAGACAGUUUGCAAUGACUUUCGUUCUAAUAGUACAUAAUAUUAUUCGAAGGGAAGGGAUGUUUAGGAGUGAUUUUGUUAUAGAUACACAAAACAUGAUAUUGAGAAAGGAAAUAAAUUGAAUUUUUACCUUAUAACGAUAUAUUAAGCAGCUCUGCUGAAACAUUUUGAUACAGUUUUCGUUCAAGACAUUAAAAGAGUCAAAUGAGUUCUAUGUUAAGAUUAAGUAUAUAUAUAUAACUGCACAUAUCUAUUGCUCUUUCUUUCAAUGUAGUGAUAAACCCUAUAUAAUAAAAUAAUAGAAAAAAAUAAUCUGCUGCACUUCAUUUGAUGAAAUGAGAAAUAAAUACGUACUACAUAAUAAACUCGCAUUUGAUGAUGACGUCAUCGGGAACGACAUUCAUGCAUGACUAUAUAAAUCUUGUGUGUGUGAAAUCAGCGAGAUUCUGAAGAAAAAAAAUCACAAAAUCAAUUGUCUAUAUUUCUAAUUAACGGUAAAAUCCAAAGAGAAGUAUAGAUAAGUGGACAGACAUGUAAUUCAAAGUUGCACGAGACACAUGACAGACGACGCGAUAGCCUAUUGUCUGGGUAGAGACGAUGCUUGGUCAGCACUGCACUGCUAGCCUACCACUUCCUGCCAUUCAUCUCUGCUGAGUUAGUUAUAUACAUCUGAUCAAAAUAAUAUUAUUUAUAACUUGUAGGCAUGAUUAGUGAAGUGACCCCUACUCCGCCCCGGCAAUUCUGUAAAUGAAUGUGGGUGGCUACAUAGCCUAUCAUUCCAAUAUGUUUCUCUUCGCCACAUUCACAUAGAGUACACUGUUAAGUUUUUAUUGCAUUCAAGGGAAUCACUGAUAUUUAUUAGGUGUGUGUAAAACUAAAGAGUUUAAAAUUAAGUAGUUCCAUAAAAGUCGGUAAAGAAUGUUUCCCCAGAGGAUAGUUGCCAGAUGCCGCCAGCCUUCGCUCCAUGUCCGAAAGAUUAUGAAAACUGUGUCAACACUUCGUAGCGCAACUGUACAUACAUGCAUACACACAAAGUUAUUUUGUCUUUGUAAUAAAUUCUUUGGUGUUUUUU